AUGCAAACAACACGCUCUCGAACACGGGAUCUGAAGUCCUUCACGCUCGAACUGGGUAGCGGCCUAGUGACAUUCAGUUUCCCGUCGACCCAUCGCACACGCAUCAACAUCCCACCAGGCAGUCUCUGGCGCCCUGGUGGUCACUGGCACGAGAGCUACACGGAGCACAUGCGUGUUCUUCAUGGUCGCGUCAAGUUCACGAUCAACGGCACCGCGAAAGUGAUCGGUCCUGAAGACGGGGUUCAGAUCAUUCGUAAAUACGAGGUCCAUGAUUUCUGUCGCGCGGAUGGAGGCGCCGGGGAAGGGGAUGUCACGGUGGAAGAGUGGACGGAGCCUGGUAAGAACAUCGCACCCACACCCACACCCACACUCAAAAUCACCGAGCCCAGCCCAGCCCCCAACGACGGGUUCAAGCAGGUUUUCUUUUAUAACGUCCUUUCACUGUUCAAGGACUCUUUUGACCCGAACACGAAGAAGGCGAGAUUGUCGCUGGGGUUGGUCGUGCAGUUGCUCACGACAAUCGCGCAUGUCGACAAUUUCGUUGAUCCUCUGCCGUUUUUGCCGUCGACGAUGUUGGCUCUGUUUGCAGUUAAGUACUUUGUUACGCAUUCGGUGUAUGGGUUUGGGAAGGUGAUUGGGUCGAUGCUGGGGUAUCGGGUUUGGUUUGAGGAGUAUACGCCUGAAGAACUGUGGGAGGUAGCGCAGAGGGGGCCGGUGAUGCAGGAGGUGCUGGGGAGGGAGAAGAAGGAGUAGGUGGGUGUUGAAAGGGGCGGAGAGGGAUAUACAGUAUCAGAGGGCGUUCUCGACAGGAAAGGACUCAUGCCACGGUUUGGUGACAGAACUUGGAAGGACAGGAGAGUAGCGAGUUUUCGACCUUCGUGCCCGGGCGUGCAAAGGACGAUGAAUAAAGUUCAGCCUCACUUCGUAGUAUCGAGUUCGAGGCCAUCAGUGACGCUGUUGGCAGGAUUGACCUUGCUAAAUGCCGACACAUUCGUGCUGCGAGAUCAAUGAUCCGGAGCGUCUUGGGAUGUUCAUCAGAGCUUCUAAGGACGCCACUAUAUGGGUGAUGAUGAUCAAUCGGCGUGAAUGAAGUGAUGAGACGGUG
Molecule: messenger RNA, 1105 nt
Organism: Exophiala viscosa
Lineage: Eukaryota; Fungi; Ascomycota; Eurotiomycetes; Chaetothyriales; Herpotrichiellaceae
Exons: 2
Coding region: 1-753 (250 amino acids)
Source: RefSeq, a predicted model, not a curated record